Molecule: messenger RNA, 807 nt
Organism: Plectropomus leopardus (leopard coralgrouper)
Lineage: Eukaryota; Metazoa; Chordata; Actinopteri; Perciformes; Serranidae
Source: RefSeq, a predicted model, not a curated record
AUGCCUUCAGUAGGACUGGAAAUACUCGGGGUGAUUCUGGCUGUCCUGGGAUGGAUCUCCGCCAUUGUUUCUUGCGCUUUGCCUAUGUGGCGAGUGUCAGCUUUCAUUGGAGUGAAUAUUGUCACAGCGCAGACCACCUGGGAGGGCAUCUGGAUGAACUGCGUGGUCCAGAGCACGGGUCAGAUGCAGUGUAAAAUCCACGACUCCAUGUUGGCUCUAAGUGCAGAUCUUCAGGCUGCCCGUGCCCUCACUAUCAUCUCCAUUGUGUUGGGCAUUGUGGGACUCCUGGUUGCCAUAAUGGGGGCAAAAUGCACCAACUGUGUGGAUGAAGAGUCAGCAAAGGCUCGGGUGAUGAUAGCCGCUGGAGUUGCCUUCAUCCUGGCUUCUCUGACCCAGCUGAUCCCCGUGUCCUGGUCUGCCAAUACCAUCAUAAUGGAGUUCUACAAUCCAAUCAUACCUGAGGCUCAGAAGAGGGAGAUAGGUGCGGCUCUGUACCUGGGCUGGGCUGCAGCCGCAUUUCUGCUCAUCGGAGGGGGCAUCCUCUGCUCCAGCUGUCCCCCGCAGCCUGAGAAACGGUAUGGGCCCCCAUCAAAGUUGAUGUACCCCCAGACGAGGUCGCUUGCUCCGAGUGGUUACGACAGGAGGGACUAUGUUUGAAGUUUGAAGUGCUCUUCUCUCACACUUUUGCCAUUGUGGAAAAGACAGAGAGCUACAGAGGAAUGUCACUUUUUGAUAACUUAUCUGUCUUUGUUGGGAUGGAAAAAACUCUUGAUAUUCAUUCCUCUAUAUAAUGUCUGCCUUUUUAAA